AUGGCCUCUCGGAACGUGGCCUACAAAGAACUAGUGCAGGGUCGCAGGAAGUCCUCUGAAGCGAUGAGUCCUUUGCCACCCGACGCCGGUCUUGCUGACCCUGAGGAGCAGCAGCCCGGCUGCUCCAAAGUGGCCAAGAUUAAGAAGAGGAAAAGGCGGCCGCAGGACGACGAUGAUCACGAGCAGGGUGGCGCGGAGGCUGAGCCCAAGGCGAUGAGGGCCAAGUCUCGCUCGCACGACUCCAAGGCAGAACUCAAGAAGAAAGACCUCGACCAGCAGAAACAGGGUGCUGACGGUGCCGAUAAGAAGGCCGAGUCGAUGAGCGACCAGGCAGGCACCAGCGCAGCGAACGCGUCCAAGAAAGUGGUCACUGACAUUUGGAUCAACCCCAAGGAAACGGUCAGCUGGAACCUCGAUUCCCUUGUCACGCUCAACGUGCUCGGUAGGGGCAGUUUCGGCAUAGUCUACUUGGUGCGCCACCGCGUCAACAGGCAGCUGGCAGCGCUCAAGUACAUCCGAAAGAAGAACCAGAACCCAGAAAAGGAAAGAAAGCGGGUCGAAGUAGAAAAAUCUGUCUGGGAGGCCGUCACGGACCACCCUUACGUGGUCACAUUUCGGGCCUACUUCGAGACAGCUAAAGGCUGGUGCUUCGUGAUGGAAUACCUACCCGAGGGCUCUAUCCGCGACCUGGUGCGCAAGAAGGGCCCCUUCAAGGAGGAGACGGCACGCCUGCUCUCGGCUCAGGUUGCUCUGGCCAUCCAGCACGUGCACGAAAAAGGGUACCUGCACCGUGACAUCAGUUCUUCGAACGUGCUGAUAGACAGCAGAGGAAACGCCAAGCUCAUCGACUUCGGACUCAGUCAGAUUGGCACUGAAGCCUGGUGUCGGUGUGGCUCUUUGGCCUACAUGGCACCAGAAGUCAUUAGACAGGAACUGUAUGGCAUGUCCGCCGAUUGGUGGUCUUUUGGCAUAGUGCUCUUCGUGAUGCUCGUCGGCAAAACACCGCUGGCCAUCUACGCCUCCGAGAAAGGCGUCGACCUGCACCUGGCAAGGCGGGACAUCCGCUAUCGGCUGGCCUUGAUUGCACCAUUGAAAAUUCCGAGGACUUUGUCGAGGUCUGCACAAACGCUGCUCAGAGAAAUCCUAAAAGAGAAUCCCAAAAGGAGGCUGGGAUGCAGACCCGAAGGAGGAUUCGACGACCUCAUGAAGAACCCGUUCUACGCCCCCAUCGACUGGUCAGAGGUCUCCUGCGGCUCUCUGCCUAGCACGACGAGAGAGGAGGGCUCUAACCUGUCAACAUAACGACCCCGAUGCCUUGGACCAGACUGUGCAAUAAAAAAUUUGGCACCCGCAA
Molecule: messenger RNA, 1354 nt
Organism: Rhipicephalus microplus (southern cattle tick)
Lineage: Eukaryota; Metazoa; Arthropoda; Arachnida; Ixodida; Ixodidae
Product: protein kinase C iota type
Biological process (GO): protein phosphorylation
Molecular function (GO): protein serine/threonine kinase activity; ATP binding
Source: RefSeq, a predicted model, not a curated record